CCAAAAAGUGAGAUUUUUCUGUGGACCAAUAAUAAGUUCCUACACUGGUUGGCGCCAAAUAUCAAGAAAACGACCUAUCACUCUUCUCUCUCAGGAUGCUGGUACAGAGUAAUUACUGGGCUCAAUGUUGCAUCAAUUAUUCACAGUUAUUUACCCGCAAAUAAACAAACAUGCAAAUAAAUAAAUAAUCGUCUCCUUUGGUGUGAGCACCUGCUUUGACUCUCUCUCGGUGUGCAAAAAAAAAAUGUGCGCACCACUUUUGCGCUUCAUCACCUGCAUUGUGUCUUUCUUUAUGUUGAGAAAUAACAAUAAUCUUAUUUUCCAAAAAAAAAAAAAAAAAGUCUGCAGGCUGUCUGCUUUCAUUUUAGAGUGAAGAGAGAGAGAGAGAAGGGGGGUUGUUCUGGGCAGAUAUCUCCAUCUAAGCCCUGCGCUAUAAUUGAAAUGGCGCAUUUGGCUGCAGGCAGGUUGUGAGGGCGCUUUCUGCAGCAGCAUGCAUGCAUGUCCAUAGACGUCAUUUGAUUUUUAAUGGCCUGCAGGACAAUUUGGCGUUACAACUCCAGACAUUAAGGCAAGAGAGAGGAGAGAGGGAGGGAGAGAGAAAAGAGAGAGAGGAGAAAAUCACCGCAUGAAAGAUAUUGGUUCAAGGAUAUCUCUUCAUUUUCAACAUUAUUUUUCCUACUGGGACUUUAUCAACAAGUUACUGCGCCUUUUAUUGCGCGUUGCACAGAGUGGAGGACUAUGGCAGCUCGCCUGGCUUUAAACUUUAGAUUCAGGCUGGAGAUGGAGAUGGAGAUGGGAUUGUAUGCCUACUAGCUGGAAAGUGCCUGGGGAACUAUUACAUCAGACGGAGUGACAAUGAUUAAAAUCUGCUUUUUGCUGCUCUAAAUCUAUUGAGCGACAGUUAGUUGCCUGUUAUAGGUCUCCUAUAUCUAAAAUCACAACUUCACACCACUAAAGGGAACGGUCUACUUUAUAGCCGGGGAAAAAAUAGAUAAGUUAUUAUAUCUGUGCAGUCAUAAUUUCGGGAAAUAGUGGGGGGGGGGGUAUUUUUUCUUUCCUUGAGAAAAUUGCCUGUGUGAGAGAGUGGAGUUGAGCUAAUUGUAGCCUAAUCCCUGCUGCAUGGCCCAGAGGCGCUCAGGCUGCCCGGAGCAACAAUACUCUUUUUUUCCAGCUCUGCUCUGUUAUUUAGAGACGGAUUAUUGGCUUUUCUUCUUCUUCUUCUCAUAACAAACCACAGACAGGGGCAGUUUUCAUUUUUAGGCAAAAGAGGAAAAAAAAGAAGAAGCUGGAACACGAAGCAGGAUUCCAAAUUCCAAAUUCCAAAUUCCAAAUUCCAUUUUUUUUACGCGUAUCCACAAAUAAGAGCACAGAAGAAGAAGAGAGGAAGGAGAUCAUCUCAUCUAAUGUACAAGGAGGGAAGAAGCAUGUCUCGGCUGUCUCUGACCCGGUCCCCGGUCUCUCCUCUGGCCACUCAGGGGAUUCCUCUGCCGGCUCAGCUGACCAAAUCCAACGCCCCUGUGCACAUCGAUGUGGGGGGACACAUGUACACCAGCAGCCUGGCCACCCUCACCAAGUACCCAGACUCAAGAAUCAGUCGUCUGUUCAAUGGCACCGAGCCCAUCGUGUUGGACAGCUUGAAGCAGCACUACUUCAUAGAUCGGGACGGCGAGAUAUUCCGCUACAUUCUCAGUUUCCUCAGGACCAGCAAAUUGCUCCUUCCAGAUGACUUCAAGGACUUCCACCUGCUGUACGAGGAGGCGCGCUACUACCAGCUGAUGCCCAUGAUCAAGGAGCUGGAGCGUUGGAAGCAGGAGCGUGAGCAGCGACGGAUGGCACAGCCCUGCGACUGCCUGGUGGUUCGCGUCACGCCAGACCUGGGCGAGAGGAUCGCCCUGAGUGGCGAGAAGGUCCUCAUCGAGGAGAUCUUCCCAGAGACCGGAGACGUUAUGUGUAACUCAGUCAACGCCGGCUGGAACCAGGACCCAACACACGUCAUCCGCUUCCCCCUCAAUGGCUACUGCAGGCUCAACUCUGUCCAGGUUCUGGAGCGCCUCUUCCAGAAAGGUUUCAGUGUGGCAGCGUCUUGCGGAGGUGGCGUGGACUCAUCCCAGUUCAGCGAGUAUGUGUUGUGUCGCGAGGACCGGCGGAGUCUGUCCAUCAACACGCCCAUCAGGAUAAAACAGGAACCCCUGGACUAGAGCAUUCUGGGCGAGGGACUGCCAACCCUACCAACUACUCCUUCCAUCUUCUCACACCACCACCCCCCCCCCACCCUACCUCACCCUGCCCCCUCCCUCCCUGUCCUCACAGGACCACAACCACCCCCAACAUACCUAAGUAUUAGCAGAGGCUUGUUAACCUCACCUGCUCUGCAGAACACUAAGGGGAAUGUAGUAUCAAACAAAAAGGAAAAAAAAGCAUCAGCAGCAAAAGUUUUUGAUUAUGUUAAAUGACGCCCAAAGAAUCUGGGACUGUGAUGAAAACAACACCAACGACAAAUGGACUCAACAGCAGCUCACUUGAAGCAUUUUAGCACCAUGACUGGUUGAUUUUGCCCUCUUCUUCUUAUGAAAAAGGUGUCCUGACCCUUUUGGAGUGACACAGCCUCCUCAAAUCCCAAUACACUCCCCAACAUCCCCCUCACCCUUCUACCCCUCUUUCAGUGGUGUAUCAUCCGAUUCUGUCUCUCUACGAGGCCCAUGUCUGGUCUGCUGUGGGACAGGAAAGCUUUGGCAGACGGGACGCUGUUAAGGAUGACAGGAAGAGGACAUAAUCCCAUCCCGCGAGCCCCCCAAAAAGGCCCCAAUCCCCAAGACCCCCGCGGCCCUCCAACCCCAUCCCACCUCACUCCACAGGCCUUGCUACAGACGGCGGGGGCCUCGCCGAAAAACAGCAUCGUUUGCCAAACUGAUUGUUUAUUACAAUUUUCAUUGUUGUUUCUAAAGUACGUUCUUCUUGCUCCUUUUGCUGUUCUUAUCAUGACAUGGUGUAAACAAUUAUUAUUAAUAGGAUUAUUUUUAAUGUCUCUUUUUUUCCUUUUCUCCAAUAUGAAGGAUGUAUGAACGUUGUAUUCAUUAGGCUUUGAGAGCUUGUGAGGGAGCGUUUCUUGGCAGUAGCUGCAGAAACUCAGAUGUCUGCAGGCUAUGUGGCUAAAGCGAUCUGGCUGGCAAUGCAUUCAGAGCUGAAAAAAAAAAAGUCCCAUUGUUCAAACGGGGAUGGAAGAGAACCUGGAUCUUUCAAAAUUGUUUAUAGUCAAAUGUGUAGCGCACAUAAAAAAGUGCUCUGGAAUUUCUGCUUAUUAACUCUAAAACAUAUCUCGGGUCUCUGAUCGGAUUCUCUGUCACGGGCACGAACCUUUGUUCGUGUUUAGCGAGAAGUUUAAGAAAGUCCGUCAAUUUGAAAAUCAGGUUGAAGUUGCACAAGCUCUGAGUGUGUUUUGUCGAGUUAGAAUGUUAAAGACUUGAGGACCGACGUGGACGUUUACCAGUAUGUCUCGUGAUCGGCAAGAGAUGUACUCUAAAUGCUUAAUGUUUCUUUGCACUUAAACGUUUCCUGCCCUGUUCCCGCCAUACACUUGUUUGAACCCAGUGACCAGCGCCAAGUCAAGCUGUUUAUCUUAGACCAGAAUAUUAAAACAAGCAAAAGUUACAACAGAACAAAUACUGUAAAGGUACCAGAGGAGACAAGGUGCCUAUUUUGUUGAUUGUACAAACAUAAAGACGUCACCUCUUUUUACAGUUUAUAGCUAAAGAAGACACAAUGCAUUAUAACAAACUGCACCAAUAUUUGUUCCUCCGGGCCUCCAGUCUAGUUGAGAAUAGCUCACAGUACCUCCAGACAAAGUUUGAGAGACAAAGUCUCUGUUUGUUUCAAUAUUGUCACUUCUAAGCCAAGAUUAUUCCGAUGGCAGAACCCAACGUGAACCGUACUCCCAGCAUCAGCGUCUUAUUCACAAAGAGGCGAGUGGGCGGCAUUUACUCUAUCCUGCUCUCAUUCUCUUGGUCUUAUUCGCAACAUUUCUGGAUCAAAGACAGAAACAAGAAAGGCCAAGUUUUCAUGCUUUGUAUUUGUGUGUAACUUACAGAUGCUGUUUCUUCCAUUCCAAAAGACUGAUAAGAAAAAAAGAAGUCUGAUCUUUGUUUGAGUUGAACUGGGGGUUGUUUUUAAAAACUAGUUGUUCAUUAAAAAUGGGUGGUAGUUCUUCUGACCAAUCUUGUCCUAAUAUCUGCUCUCACCGGACGGCCGCUGAUUAAACAAGGCCAAUGAGUGGAUAAAGAUGAGCUCGGUGUAAGCGUAGCUCCCAGUCUAGCGCGCUCCUCCCCGGGCGUCUCCCUCACAAUCAAGCCCAUCUUUGUUCUGACCUGCCAGUGGCCUGCGCCUUUGCAUCCAGUCGCCUCAAAGGGAAUGGUCAACCAGGCCUUUCAUGUGCCGAGGCAUGUUGGGCAUCUUCACAGCGCUCCUCACCCCCCUCCGCCUCCCCGAAGGCCCACAGCUCAGCGGUGCCAGUAGAAACUCGGGUUGCACCCCCUGCUGCUGUGUCAUCCCCAUGCCCUGGUUUUCAAAACGCCCUCCUACACUGUGGCUCGCUGGACCACACACUGCAACAAACCAAACUGAUGAGUCAAAUCUGAGCAUACUCAGAACUCACUGUACAGCCAGGCGGCUCGACUCUGCUGCUGAGCCCGAGAUCUUUUGAUCCAGUUGAUAUGAGGUGUGGAAACUCAUCUGGGUUAGUUCUCUAGGAAACAGGGGUAAAUAAAAUCAGUGUUGUUCUAAAAACACACAUCUGCAACUAUUACUUUUUUCAGGGAGGAAGGAAAGAAGGCAUAUUUUCUCACUGAUGUGGCAUUUGGAAAUCACAGAAUGGGCUUUUAUCAGCUUUAAAGAGUUAAGGGGUCAUGCACAUUAGAAUAAAACAUUAAUGGGCGAUCACACAAACACAUAAAGUGAAAAAAAAGGAACACAAAUUGCAGUUUUGGGCUUCUGUCUGCAAUAAACAAACCUGGGACGCCCCUUUUCGACCAAGCGUAUAAGUGACAGGUUAACUAGACAAACUCGACAGGACUGGGAACUUCAUAGACAUGUUCACACACGCCACCCUUCCAGAUAUAAGUGCAGGUCAGUGUUUCAGCCAGUUCACAUGGCAUUCACUCCACCUCUGAGGCGGGUCAGUUGUACUGUACAGUUAUUGUAUAUUGAAUUAUCAGGACUCUGGGUUUUACGGGACCCUCGUGUUUUUAAGAGACCUCUUAGUCCUCUUCACGAAAAGAAUGGAAAGAAUUCAAAGCAUUACAUUGUGUACAUAUGGAUUGAAACAUUUCAAAGGGUAUAAUAAGGUGCAAAAUGUAUAUUAUUUAAAGUGUUUAAAACAAUUAGACUGUGGUAUUAAAGGGCAUGUGUUCAUUUACAGUGUCUCCAUUUGACUUUUCUUGCAUAUUUGCGAUAAUAAAAGGAUGUAAUGAUGUA
Messenger RNA from Sebastes umbrosus (honeycomb rockfish), 5466 nucleotides. Its product is annotated as BTB/POZ domain-containing protein kctd15. The record is from RefSeq and is a predicted model, not a curated record. Bases 1404 to 2198 code for a protein of 264 amino acids. Gene Ontology annotation, molecular function: protein binding. The transcript is spliced from 5 exons. Lineage: Eukaryota; Metazoa; Chordata; Actinopteri; Perciformes; Sebastidae. Gene Ontology annotation, biological process: protein homooligomerization.